Messenger RNA from Paramecium tetraurelia, 2610 nucleotides. RefSeq lists its product as uncharacterized. Lineage: Eukaryota; Ciliophora; Oligohymenophorea; Peniculida; Parameciidae. The transcript is spliced from 7 exons. The record is from RefSeq and is a predicted model, not a curated record.
AUGUCGAAAGUUUUAGUUGUAUUGAAGCCGACCUCAAAAUUACUCAAAUAUUGGAGUCUCUUAUAUCUAUUGAUAAUGAUCAUUCAGAUUAUCAUCAUCCCUCUUUAAAUCGAACCCUUCUUUGUGUUAUUUCUUAUACUCAAAGUCAUAGAUGCCCUCUUGAACUCGAUCUCAACAUUUGCAAUCAACGGAGAGAUCGAAACUCAACUAACAGCCAUCAUAAAUCAUUAUUGCAAAUCAUAAUUGGUUUUUGACCUAAUUUUUCUUGGUUCCUUGCUAUUUUAACAGAACUACUGGAGUAUAAUUAUCAAUCUGCUGAGUAACAUCCCGAGACUGAUAUAAAUCUAAAAGCAAGUCUAAUUGUAAAUAUCGAUAUUAAAUAGUAAUAGUGAAUAUAAUAUUUUUAAUUCUUUCUCGCUUUUAAGUAUUUUGAUAACAAAAGCGAUUUUACUGACCCACGUUCUAACAUGUUUUUGGCUAUUUAACCUGCUAAUUGGAAAUGAGGACUCCUUCUUAGAAUAGUAUUUGCAUUCCUUAUAUUAUGUACUCAGCAUCAUGACUUUCAAUUCAGUCGUAAUUGAUACGAGUGAUCAACAAAACAUCAUUGUAUAUAGUGUCAUCUCAUUGUUCUCUCUCAUUUGCUUCUCCUACUUCUUAGCCAAAAUGCUAACAAUUUUUAGGGAUGAUGAAUUAGAUUAGUAAUUGAGUGAAUUCAUGACUCAAAACAACCUAGACUCAACUCUCAAACAAAAAAUAAUUAGUCAUCUACUUUAUUAACCAAAAUACCUUCAUGAUAGAUUUAUUUCACAAUUGUCUAGUAAUUUAAUUUAGGAAUACAAAAUCAGUCAAAGAUCCAAAUUAAUAAACUAGUAUUUUAAAUACUUUAAUUAAAAUACGAUUUAAUCAAUUAUUGAUAAUAGCUAUGAAAUUGUAUGUUAGCCUAAUUAAACUAUAAUUUAAGAGGGUACCUUGGAUGAUUGCUCAUUGUAUUUCAUCCUAGAAGGCUCAGUGUGUUUGAAAUCGAGGACUAAUAUAAAGUUACAGAUUUUGAAAUAAAACAAUUCAUUUGGAGAAAUAGGAUUUUAUACUCAAAAACCACGCAAUUUCACUAUUCAAAGUGAUGGAGUAACUAGACUUUUGAAAAUAGAACGAACAACAUUCUUAUCCUGUUUAAGCUUCAAUGACAAAUAAUUGUUUUAUCAAUAGAGAGAUAAAAUAUUAUUCAAUCAAGGUUUACCAAUUAAAUGUGCAUGUUGUUAAAAGGAUGAUCACAUCAUCACAAGAUGUCCAUUGUUGACUUAUAAACCAAAUUAAAGUUUAAUUUUAUAAAAGUUUAUUUUUCCACACAAAUAAAGCAGAAAAUAAUAUAAGCGAAGUUACUUUAAAGAUAUGAGAGCAUUAAAUUUUUAUUAAUGUGCAUCUCAAUACGAGGUGGCAUUUUUAAAAUUAUUCUCAGAUCAAUUACAAUAAUCAUAACUUAGCCAAUCUCAAUUGCCUUAUGAUGAUUUUGCUGUUCGUGAUUCUAAUGUAAGUGCUCGGAGUUUAACGAAAUUCAGCAGAGACAGAUCUGUUGUCAAAUCCACUUCUUUCAUGAAGUAACAAUCUGGCUAUGAAUAACAAUCCAUGCCCAACAACACCGAUAAUUUAUUCCCUAAUUUUGAUUAAGAUAACGAAUUUCAAAUCAUAAACAACAACCAAGAUAAAAAGUAUGACGAAUUCGAAUCCUUAAUAAGAACUGAUCAACAAAAAAGAACCUUUGCCACUGCUGGAUUUGGAUCUCAAAGCUUGGCUGCUUCCAAUAAAGAUUUAACUUAAAAAUCUUUAAACAUCAUUUUGGAAAAUGAAGACUCUGACAGUAUCUCAGAACCCAAAUCUAAAUCAGUAGAGGAAGAGAACGUUGUUGAUUCACCUCAAGAUAAAUUUGAGAGGAAGAAUAUUGAUCCAAAAUUAACAUUCAAUUACAAUUUUGAAACUCAAAUGAAUGAACUUCAAAAGUAAAAUUAAAGUCAUCCACGUUUAUCUCGUCUAGGAUCUGGUUCUAUUCGAUAAUAAAGCUCAAGAAAUAGUACAUAUAAAUAUCCAGAUGUAAUAAGUUAACGUUAAAAUUCUUCCAGAUCAUUAACUUACAGUCCAAUCCCAUCUAAUAGUUAAAUAAAGUCAGGAAUGCCAUCCUCUAAAUAGCAUAGAAAGUCUACAUUCUCUUUCCCCCAAAAAUUAGUCUAAUAAACUCGUUAAGUUGAUACUACUAAUCUUGAUGAUAGUAGAAGUUAAUAGCAAAGACAUUCAAUUAGAAAAAUAUCAACUAAAACUGGAACAAAGGUUUCUAUUAUCCCCUCCUGUUUCUAGCCUUUCAGCAACGUGGAUUUACCUCUCUACGCUAAUAAUUCUUUUGGAUUAAAUAAUUUUGAUGCUAUGUAUUCAUUUGACUACUACCUGCCUCACAAUAAUUAUGAAAUUACAAUAUACAAGGCUAAUAAAUUUAGAUAUAUCAGAGAAAUAUAUCUUUCAAAGUAUUUAAAUGACUAUCAUCUAUCAAACAUGAUUUAACUAUUAAAAUAAAAAAGAUUGAAAACAAUGAAAACUUAUACAAGUUAAAAAAAGUUAGGGUGA